Lasiodiplodia theobromae is the source of this 2154-nucleotide messenger RNA. RefSeq names its product C6 finger domain-containing protein. The transcript is spliced from 3 exons. The record is from RefSeq and is a predicted model, not a curated record. Gene Ontology annotation, cellular component: nucleus. Lineage: Eukaryota; Fungi; Ascomycota; Dothideomycetes; Botryosphaeriales; Botryosphaeriaceae. Bases 1 to 2154 code for a protein of 717 amino acids.
AUGUCGGAGCCGCAGUCGUACCCGUCACCCAACGCCGCCCAGAUGGCCGCCGGCGCCGCGGGCCUCUACGCCCAUCCGAACGGCAACCUGUCGCCCGCCGAACCGUCGAGCGCCGUUGACCCGCACCUUUCCCUGCACAGUGGCCAGACUCUCGAGCAGGAGCUUUCCGCACAGUUGCGCGGCGCCGCCGAGGCUCCAAUGGGCCCUGCCCAGCACCAGCAGCCGCAACAUGGCCUGCCCAUGGCCCACGUUGGCCAGGUCCACACGCCCGUCCAGCAGCCGUCCACGCCCCAGCAAAUGGCUCAAAAUGCCAUGAGCAUGGCCCAGGAUCCGCACUAUAGCCAGCAGGACAGCAAUCAGAGGAAAAGUUACAUCAAGGAAUUGGCCGACAGACUUACCCGCCUCGAAUACGAGCAACAGCAGAACAUUGGCCACUCUCCCCAAAACGGCCAACACCACACCCAAGUCCCCGAACUUCAAAGCUACCUUCAGUCGAUGGGCGAUCAAGGUAUGGCCGGCUUGACGGACUUUUCCGCUUCUCCGGCACCGCCUUACGGCGCCGAGCGUAAGAGAACUCACUCCAUGUCCGAAGGCCCGGGCGACCAGUUCCGAACUUCCUUGUCACAGCCGCCCAACGGUGCUCCGCAAUCUUGGGAUCGCAGGGAACCGUUUGCUACCGGCUACGAGCAUGAUGCUGCAGGUGCAUUCUUUGAAUUCAGCCAGAGCGCUGACGUAGCCGUGAACGAGUACUACCGCGUGAUCCAAGACACGUACCCCAUCCUGCCGUUUGACCUGAGAAAUUUGAAGGGCCGUUUGGCAAAUUGCGACGCAAAACUGCGCGAUGCGUUUACCGCUGCGAUGGAUUGCGCCGUCAGGGCUUGGCCGUCUACAAGCCUUGCCAUGGAGCCAAAUCAUCAAGAACGUUGCUACAAGGCUUACCAGAUGCUGACAUCUCUCGUUGGCACCACUGUCAAGCCAGAUGGCAUCAUACUCGUCCAGAGCUUCUUGCUACUCACCAUUGAAGCCGACGUACAUGGCCCUCGCCAUUCGCAGUCCAUUGCUUAUCCGGAAAGUCAGCCGUUGAAGGACAUGUGCCUUGCCCAGGCAACCAGAGUUUCUACGAGCUUACGUUUUGAUGCUCUGAUAUUCCGCCAACGAGGCCAGGAGAUUAGCCCAGACAAUGAUGAGGUGCUGGGUCGACGCCUCUUCUGGAUCCUCUUCGUCUUUGAUCAGCUGCAUGCCAUCAGCACAGCAACCACGCCUAGCCUCUCGGCAGAGCGCAGCCAUCUCACUGGAGAUGAUGAAACUCUCUUUGGACCAGUGACUUUUGCCUUGGCUCGUCUUUGCAAGGCUAUGGGAGGCUUGCCCGACUACUAUAGGACACUUGCGGAUGUUCCUCCCAUUAACAAUGACGUUCUGGCUCUGUACGACCCGAACAACGCAAUCAUGAAGCUGACCAAGACGGCGUACCUCUCUUCUCUCGAAAGAUUUUCAGAGACUCUGCCUUCAGACCCCCACCACUUGAUCCUUCUUGCCUACUUCUAUGUCCAUCUUCUCAUCGUCCGCUACACGCCUGGCUCUGAACCUGGUGAGAUUUUGCAUGACGCGACAGCCAUCGUCACUCACCUGCAGAGACACCAGGCUCUAAUCACAACGCCGCACCACCACUUCGCCGCCCUGGCCGCCCUAACACUGGGCGAACUCGCCGAGAAAGACGAGACGAGGGAAGAAUCGCUGCGCCUACUGGGCGAGCUGGAGGGCGUCCUGAACCGCAACAAGGUCGAGGGCGAUCUGGGCUGGGACGCCAGCGUCCGCGAGUACGCCGGCAAGAAGCGCUCAUCCGUCAACGAGUCCAACGGCGGCGCGUCGUCGACGAUGCUCGAGCACCUCGCCGAGGCCGCCGUCGGCGAGCGCAGGGAUUCGGCGUCGAAGGCAUCGCCUUCCGAGAACCGCCCGGGAAGCAGCGGCGGCGCCGCCAGCGUCGACCCGCCCAAGGACGACAUCAGCAACGCUGCCGCGGCUGCUGCCGCUGCCGUGGCGGCUGCCGCGUCCCUCAACCAGAGCUUGCACUUCAACCCUGCCAACUUGGUCAGAGACGGCUACUUGAACAUCCUCGCGCAGGUGCUGGGACAGCAGCAGCCGCAGCAGCACUGA